CACCCGAGCCCCGAGUGGCGGUGACGUCUCUGCUGACGGGUGUGGGGGGUGUAGUGGAGGGACAGACGGAAGUGACGUAGGGCCCCAGCGCCCGGGCCAUGGCGGCGGCGGCGGCGGGAGCUGCUGUCUGAGCCGCGGCUGCGGACCGAGGGAUUUGGGGCUGGGAGCCCGGGCCCUGGGAGAGGCGCUGCGGCAACCGGGGCGCGGACGGCUGGAGCCGGCCUACCUCUCCUCCUCCUCCACCGCGGCGGAGCCCUAGUGGGGGGUCUGUGCCCGGUCACCAUGACGACGCCGGCGAAUGCCCAGAAUGCCAGCAAAACGUGGGAACUGAGUCUGUAUGAGCUCCACCGGACCCCGCAGGAAGCCAUCAUGGAUGGCACAGAGAUUGCGGUUUCCCCUCGGUCACUGCAUUCAGAACUCAUGUGCCCCAUCUGCCUGGACAUGCUGAAGAAUACAAUGACCACCAAGGAGUGCCUCCACCGAUUCUGCUCAGACUGUAUCGUCACGGCCCUUCGGAGCGGGAACAAGGAGUGCCCUACCUGCCGCAAGAAGCUGGUAUCCAAGCGGUCUCUGCGGCCGGACCCCAACUUUGAUGCCCUGAUCUCUAAGAUCUACCCCAGCCGGGAGGAAUACGAGGCCCACCAAGACCGGGUGCUCAUCCGCCUCAGCCGCCUGCACAACCAGCAGGCACUGAGCUCCAGCAUCGAGGAGGGGCUGCGCAUGCAGGCCAUGCACAGGGCCCAGCGUGUGAGGAGGCCGAUGCCCGGGUCAGAUCAGACCACCACGAUGAGUGGGGGGGAAGGAGAGCCUGGGGAGGGAGAGGGGGAUGGAGAGGAUGUGAGCUCAGACUCCGCCCCUGACUCUGCCCCAGGCCCUGCUCCCAAGCGACCCCGUGGUGGGGGCGCAGGGGGGAGCAGUGUAGGGACAGGAGGAGGUGGCACUGGUGGGGUUGGUGGGGGUGCCGGUUCUGAAGACUCUGGUGACCGGGGAGGGACCUUGGGAGGGGGCACCCUAGGCCCUCCAAGCCCUCCUGGGGCCCCCAGUCCCCCGGAGCCAGGUGGAGAAAUUGAGCUCGUGUUCCGGCCCCACCCCCUGCUCGUGGAGAAGGGAGAAUACUGCCAGACUAGGUAUGUGAAGACAACUGGGAAUGCCACAGUGGACCAUCUUUCCAAGUACUUGGCCCUGCGCAUUGCCCUAGAGCGGAGGCAGCAGCAAGAGGCUGGGGAGCCAGGAGGGCCUGGAGGGGGCGCCUCUGAUGCCGGGGGACCUGAUGGGGGUGGCGGAGAGGGUGGGGGCGCCGGAGGUGGUGACGGCCCUGAGGAGCCUGCCUUGCCCAGUCUGGAAGGUGUCAGCGAAAAGCAGUACACCAUCUACAUCGCCCCUGGGGGCGGAGCCUUCACGACACUGAAUGGCUCCCUGACCCUGGAACUGGUGAAUGAGAAGUUCUGGAAGGUGUCCCGGCCACUGGAGCUCUGCUAUGCUCCCACCAAGGAUCCAAAGUGACCCCACAAGGGACAGCCAGAGGAUGGGGACCAUGGGGUGUCCCUAUGUCCUGGCCCAACACCCCCAGCUUCUUUGUCCCCCGGUGCCCCACCCAACCCAGCCAGCCAGCAAGAGGACACAAAUGAGGACAAGUGGCUUUUAUACAAAGUAUCUAUAUCAGAUUCUUCUAUAUUGUACAGAGCGGGGCAUGCACCCCCAUCUACUGCCUUUUCUAUUGCUUCUCCCCCUCCCCCGCAGCCUCCCAUCUACACAAGAUGUUGGGAAAGGUGAAGAACCUUCCCCUUCAUGCCCUCCUACCAACAACAACAAAUUUGCUUCUUCUCCUCUUUGAAA
Neogale vison (American mink) is the source of this 1836-nucleotide messenger RNA. It is a transcript of the gene RING1, whose product is annotated as ring finger protein 1. Gene Ontology annotation, biological process: negative regulation of DNA-templated transcription. NCBI's taxonomy places the organism in Eukaryota, Metazoa, Chordata, Mammalia, Carnivora, Mustelidae. Bases 283 to 1503 code for a protein of 406 amino acids. Gene Ontology annotation, cellular component: ubiquitin ligase complex; PcG protein complex. The record is from RefSeq and is a predicted model, not a curated record. The transcript is spliced from 7 exons. Gene Ontology annotation, molecular function: ubiquitin protein ligase activity; chromatin binding.